Messenger RNA from Spinacia oleracea (spinach), 7738 nucleotides. RefSeq lists its product as uncharacterized. Bases 2882 to 4312 code for a protein of 476 amino acids. The transcript is spliced from 3 exons. NCBI's taxonomy places the organism in Eukaryota, Viridiplantae, Streptophyta, Magnoliopsida, Caryophyllales, Amaranthaceae. The record is from RefSeq and is a predicted model, not a curated record.
CAGGAUUAUCUCCAUCGUACCUUCAAUUUCUCUCACCUCUCGUAUCUUUCUCUCUCAUCGCUUGGGCUCACCUGCCACAUUUUCAGAAGCGACUGCGGUGAUUGUUGGAGCUUACCUUACUACAGAUGGUCAUAACAGGUAACACUGCCAGGGAUUACUGAAUCAGGAAGUUAAUGCCCAAUUCCUAAUGUUGACAAUCAGUUGGGAAUUAUAUAUUCAAGUUCAAGUAUUAUAAGUACCCAUGCAUUGCUCAAGAAUGGCUCCAGGAGCUUCCUGAGACUACGUAUGACGAGUAGUAUGUACUGCAUAGGAAUCAUCCCAACCAUGAUAUUAACAACUUAAAGAGAAUGCCAGGUUGAGAUGUCAGGUUGUCCUCGCUCAUUGUCUUCACUCGGGAGCAUCAAGCGCCAAAGAGCGUUGACAAUCGAACCCAAAUUUGGUAUGAUACCAAAGGUGCUCUGAGGUCGAUCUGGUCAUUUACCAAGCACCCGAUGCACCCUUGCCCUCAGGUAUACCCAUUUACUCCGUUGAGAUUGUGAAUGUGUGUGCAUCUGGUUGUGCUAUCUCUCAGAUUCAUCUCCACUGUGGGUGGUUCAACUCUGCCUUCCCCAUCGACCCAAUGAUCUUUAAGCGCAUCCGUUUCAACGAUUGCGUGAUCAAUGCUGGCAGAACCCUCUAAAGUGGGCAGUCUUUUACAUUUCAUUAUGCUAAUAUCUACAGUUACCCGCUUUCUAUUUCAUCAAUCAGUUGCUUAUAGAUUAUUAGAUACUACUAUAGCUAUUAGUCAUUUACUUGCAUAUUUUGAGUGACUUAUAAAGUGAUAAUACGGAAUGGGAAUAGUUAAUAAAGUGGUCAAGUUAUGCUGAGUGAGUCGUACAUUUUCAUAAUGUCUCAAUUGAUAUUUUCUUAAAAUGCGUACUUUCAGAUAUGAAAUGUUUCAGUAGCAAUGCCAAUGAAAUUGGUGGUAUUUCCUUUUAUUUUUUUUAAUAAAUAUUUGAUGAAUCAAAUGGACUUAGUUUUGUCUAAUUUACUCUAUACAUUUGAAAUCCACGAGUUAUAUGGGGCUUCCCUAGAUUAAUUCUUGGCUCUACCGUUGGGUAGGCUUCUGGUCUCUAGAUUAAUUAUUUAGGGCUUCUCUAGAUCGUUUUUCUUGGCUAUGUCAUUGGGUAGGUGAUAUGUUCAUAUUUUAUAGUGUGUUUACCCUCGUCCCUUAGUACUUUUUGAUCUCAAAUGAGCUUUUCGGAGCGAUUUUUAGUACUAAUGUGCUCCUUGUAGUGUGUUUGUAGUUUCAGGUUCAUCAUUGUAGGAAUUAGCAUGUUUUUGUGCAUUUUCUACUCAUUUUAAUCAAUACAAGAGAUUAUGUACUUUCGAGAGCACACACAUUGAGUUGGAAGAGUUUUCGAGCAAAGCGGAUAGUGAAAGAACUAGAAAACCGACACUCGUCUACUCUUUUGAUCAUAACUUACGUUCUACAACUCCAAAUGAAGUGAUUCUAAUUGGGUUGGAUUCUAGACUUCAAUAGCUUUCCAACGAGUGGUCACUAGCCUAAUUCCGACGAAUAACGAAAGAGAUAUGGCGUUUUAAAGAUAGAGGAUUGUGCAGUUUGUACGCGCGCCCGACGGGCGAAUGGCUGCCCGACGGGCGAACGUCUGCCCGACGGGCGGGAGCUGCCCGACCGGGCGCGUGCCGAUGAUUUCCAGAAUUUCUCCCUCCGCCCGGCGGGCAGACCUGCGCCCGACGGGCGGGUUACGAGCUGGUCGCCCGACGGGCGAAAGGCUGCCCGAUCGGGCGACGACAACCCAAGGCCCUUUUUGCGCGGUUUUCUUCCGGUUUUUCCUUAUGUUUAUGGGCAAACUAUAAAUACUAGGCUUAGUUAUUUUAGUUGGGCAUCUUAUUUUCUAGUAUUAGACCCUUAGUUUAUUUUCUCUUAAUCUAGUUUUCUCUCAAAUUUGUUUCAAGCACUUAUUUUUAGUUUCAAUCACAGCUCCAAUAUUUAGUUCAUCCUUUUGUUCUACAUUUAGGUAUUGCUUUCUAUUUUGCUUUAUUAAUUACUUUUAAUUAUGUUUUCAAUCAUGCUAAUUGCUUUGUUUAUUGUUAAUGUGCUUGAGUAGUCUAAUUUCUAGGGUUGGGGAUCCAUGAAUAAUAUGAAGUGAUGAUUGAAUAAUUAUGAUUGUUGGCAUUGUAAUUGAUUCCUAUUGAUUGGUUUAUUUCACUAUACAAUUAGAUUUGCGCAGGUUUAAUUGUGGUAGUUAUGCAAUAUCAAAUUAAGAUUCUAGAGAUGCAAUUUGAUGUUUAGGCUUGUGUCAAUAGGUGGAAUUAGAGUUAAUACGUAGCGAGAGCCCGUUAAUUCUAAGUCUAUGAUUAGUAUCGACUUGAGAGAGCAUGCUAGUCUAAUCAAUUACUUUGUUGAUUAUCGUGAUUGUUCAAUGUCCUGGAUUAUUAUUUGUUGGCGAACCUAUGCCCUAGAUUCCUUAAUAUAUUGAUUCAUUCUUGUUUAAUUAUCGUUCGUAGUCUUAGCAUACAAACCACCAAAUCAACUCUUGUUCUCAAUAGUCUAGUCUAAUUGAUUAAUAGUAGAAAGAACACUGUUUCCCUGUGGAUUCGAUCCCGACUUCCCUUGCUACCUAGCUAGUGGACUUAGGUUAUUUUUGAUUAGGUGAUACGACUUUAGCCUGUCAAAUUUUGGCGCCGUUGCCGGGGAAACGGUUUUAUUUUCUGCUAUUAAUUUUGUGGUCUAGAUUAUUUUCUUGAGUCUCGGAGAACUUCCAGUUCUUUGAGACCAUGUAUAUAUUUUAUUUUAUUUAGUUUAUUUAGUUUAUUUUUUAUUUUUUAUUUUUUUCUGUUUUUUUUUUUUUUUGUUUUUUUUUUUUUUUGAAAAUAAAUGGAUUAUUAUUCUUUCCCUCAAUUCGUAAAUGAGCCUUUUUGGGUGUAUUUUGAUAGGCUUAAUGAUUUUAUUGGUUACCACAAUCUUAAUCUUUGGGAUUCUUGUGGUUUUGCUUAUGGUGGUUUAAAUGAGUAUACAAGGAAUGUGAUAGAAAGUAGAUUUAAUGGUGAUUUUCGAGCCUUGUCUUUGGAUGAUAUGUGGGAUUACUAUAUGUGGUUUGCAAGGGAUUUGUAUGAGCGUGAAAUGGCCAUUCAUGUUACAUGUGCUACUCCAAAUUAUGAGCAUAAUCUACAUGGUUCUACCCCCUCUCCCUUGAAUGCUUGUUAUAAUGAGGUGCAUUCUAAUGUUUAUGAUAAUCAUGUCUAUUCUAAUGACUUAUCUAACCCUUGCAUGGAUAUCAAUGUUUUGCCUCAUGAUUCCACUAUUGCUUCUCCCGUGUAUUAUUGUGAACCCUUGCCCAAUCCUGUUCAACCCGAAUCAGAAAGCAGAGAUAGCUUCUUAGAGGAAUUAAGAAGAUUAAACUCUGAGAUUGAGAUUCAGUGUACUAGAUCUAAAGAGGCUACUAAUGAGAUUAUUAAAGCUAGUAAGGCUACUCUUGAGAGAUUUAGAAAAGUUCAAGAAAUUAUUGAAAAUAGUGAUUCGAGUUGUGUUGGGGAUGGGGGUCAACUGAGUGAACCCAUAGGCAACCAAGAGUGGGAGGAACUUAUAACAGAGGUUGAGGAUGGGUUGGAGGAUGAUGAUGUGACUGUUGGAUCAAUGGAUGAAGGAUUUGUUGAAACUGAAAAGCCAUAUGUUAUAGAGCAAGUCCAUGAGGAAGUUGAAGUUGAUAAAACCCUUGUUGUUGUGUCAACCCCUACCCCUCAUAUUCCGAGUCCAAGAAGGGUUAUUCUUAGCCCCGUUUACACCGUCUCACUCCCCUUGUCUUUCCCCAUAAAACCUUUGCUUGAGGAUCUUCCUCCUCCCCCCGAAAAUCAAAAGCCCAAUGACCCAAUAGAGUCUGUUCCUCUUUGUGAAUCUUUUGCAGGUACUUGCAGUACUUACAAAGAAGAAGUGGAUGCUUUGCAGAGAGCUCUAUAUGGUGAAGAGCAUGUCCACCAUGAAUGCCAAAACACAGAGAGAGCUAUUUCAUUGAUCAUUGAGGUUGAAGAAUCAAUAGUCCGCAAAAACAACUUCCAUAAGGAGAGUAUGCCUACUUUCUCUUUUCCUUCCCUUUCUUAUUCUUCUUUUAUUAUUGUUUUUUCUUUUUGUUCUUCUUCCUUUAGGCAUCCUACUCCUUACUGGCGCAAAGCUCAUUCGGACUUUAUGCAAAUGUUGUUGUUGAUUAUUGUGCAUGUCUUGUUGCACGAAAGAUGUGCGAGUGCGCAUGACAAGCUUCUACGCUCGUUGGUUGGUUAUUUACUAACCAAUCGCUUUGCGGGAGACACAUAAGAGUUGGAGCCGGAGGGGUUCAAUGAAGAUUGAGACCCUCUAUCUCCACUCCUUCAAGCACUGAGGACAUUGCUGAGUUUGGCUUGGGGGAGGUAUGUGUUAUUGAUUUCUAGAGUAGUUUAUCGCUUUUGAAAAAAAACAAAAAAGAACAAAAAUACGUUCCGAUGAAUACAAAAUCAUGCUUCCUUGUGCCCCUUGAUUGAAAUGUUUUGAUUCUUGGUUUUUGAUGACGAGCAUUGUUGAUAUGUUGACCAUGAUUUAAUAUUCGACUAUUUUGGUGCCUUUGCAUGAGUCAACUUUGACCAACUAUUUGUGAACUUGGUGCUUGGCUAGUUGACUUGGUUAGGAAUGUGUGAUAGUUUCCUGGUGUGUCGUUGAUUUUAAGUAUUGGUUUGCAACUAUUAGUAAUGUUUUAUGACUCAUAUACAUGCACAUUGAGGAGGACGAAGGCAUUUUUCUAUUUAGGUAGCCUUCAGAUGAAAUUAGAUACGUUUGUUCCUUCUUUUUCUACCCAUGUUGUUGCUUGUGCCCUUUAUUCGGUGACUAACCAUAUUACAAGCUCGUGAAAGCCCCAUUGGUUACUAGUCCCAAGCCUAGCUUGGGGGAGCUAAUAGUAGUGAGGUGAGGGAGUUGUAGUGUGGUACUUUCGAGCAUAGUGAGUAUUGAAAAAAGGGAGUUCUUCUUAUCAUGUUUGUUGUUUGAAAAAGAUAAAAAAAAUGAUUUGAAAAAUGAAAGAGAUGAGAAGAAUAGAAAAUGUGUAGGUUUCUAAAAGAAAAAAGAAAAAAAAAAGAGAUUGAAAAAAAAGAAAAGAAAAAUUCGUUACUCUCAGAAAAAUUUCAAAGUAUUGUUUCACUCAAGUAUUGUAAUUCCAUAUCUUUAUGAGUGGUUGGUCAUAAUUGUGAAAAAAGGCAAGAAAGUAUGGUGUGGCUUGUUUUUUGUUUUAUCAUGUGUUGAGUGGGAGAGUUGUGGUCAUUAUUUGUGGUUGAUCAUGGUUUUGAUAGGAUUUAUGCUCCCCAAAGCCAAGGCUUUAAGCUCACAUUUUACCCAAAUUUACCGCACCCUUACCUAAGCCUAACAUUACAAGCUUUGAAGACCUUCUGACCUUUGUGCAUUGAGUCGUACUUAUGUGAAAAUAGUUGUUUAUCAAUGCAAGUUAUGACAUGACACAUUCCGAGUCGACCACUAGGUUGAGUGUAUGUUUUUCUAGACACACGAGUGUUGUGAGUUUGGGAGGGCAUUGUUCACUUAUAUGUUGGGAGGAGAGCGAACGGGUACAUCUUUUAUCCGCGGCAUAAAUGAGUGACGAGUGUGUGAGCACUAGUCUUGAAUUCCAUUGUGCAUUUGUGGUUCGCUUUGCGUGACGAUUGUUAAGGUGGAUUAGCGGUCGAAUAGAUUUGAUCGGUUGACGUUGAUGCAUGCUUGUUGGAUUUUACCUUGAAUCGUAUCCAUUGUUUUAAGAUGUGUUUGGGGUGAAGUUGAUUUAUGUAUUCAUCGAUGAUUUCUUUGCUUAGGGACAAGCAAAGAUCUAUCUUGGGGGAGUUUGAUAUGUUCAUAUUUUAUAGUGUGUUUACCUCCGUCCCUUAGUACUUUUUGAUCUCAAAUGAGCUUUUCGGAGCGAUUUUUAGUACUAAUGUUCUCCUUGUAGUGUGUUUGUAGUUUCAGGUUCAUCAUUGUAGGAAUUAGCAUGUUUUUGUGCAUUUUCUACUCAUUUUAAUCAAUACAAGAGAUUAUGUACUUUCGAGAGCACACACAUUGAGUUGGAAGAGUUUUCGAGCAAAGCGGAUAGUGAAAGAACUAGAAAACCGACACUCGUCUACUCUUUUGAUCAUAACUUAGGUUCUACAACUCCAAAUGAAGUGAUUCUAAUUGGGUUGGAUUCUAGACUUCAAUAGCUUUCCAACGAGUGGUCACCAGCCUAAUUCCAACGAAUAACGAAAGAGAUAUGGCGUUUUAAAGAUAGAGGAUUGUGCAGAUUGUACGCGCGCCCGACGGGCGAAUGGCUGCCCGACGGGCGAACGUCUGCGCGACGGGCGGGAGCUGCCCGACCGGGCGCGUGCCGAUGAUUUCCAGAAUUUCUCCCUCCGCCCGGCGGGCAGACCUGCGCUCGACGGGCGGGUUACGAGCUGGUCGCCCGACGGGCGAAAGGCUGCCCGACCGGGCGACGACAACCCAAGGCCCUUUUUGCGCGGUUUUCUUCCGGUUUUUCCUUAUGUUUAUGGGCAAACUAUAAAUACUAGGCUUAGUUAUUUUAGUUGGGCAUCUUAUUUUCUAGUAUUAGACCCUUAGUUUAUUUUCUCUUAAUCUAGUUUUCUCUCAAAUUUGUUCCAAGCACUUAUUUUUAGUUUCAAUCACAGCUCCAAUAUUUAGUUCAUCCUUUUGUUCUACAUUUAGGUAUUGCUUUCUAUUUUUCUUUAUUAAUUACUUUUAAUUAUGUUUUCAAUCAUGCUAAUUGCUUUGUUUAUUGUUAAUGUGCUUGAGUAGUCUAAUUUCUAGGGUUGGGGAUCCAUGAAUAAUAUGAAGUGAUGAUUGAAUAAUUAUGAUUGUUGGCAUUGUAAUUGAUUCCUAUUGAUUGGUUUAUUUCACUAUACAAUUAGAUUUGCGCAGGUUUAAUUGUGGUAGUUAUGCAAUAUCAAAUUAAGAUUCUAGAGAUGCAAUUUGAUGUUUAGGCUUGUGUCAAUAGGUGGAAUUAGAGUUAAUACGUAGCGAGAGCCCGUUAAUUCUAAGUCUAUGAUUAGUAUCGACUUGAGAGAGCAUGCUAGUCUAAUCAAUUACUUUGUUGAUUAUCGUGAUUGUUCAAUGUCCUGGAUUAUUAUUUGUUGGCGAACCUAUGCCCUAGAUUCCUUAAUAUAUUGAUUCAUUCUUGUUUAAUUAUCGUUCGUAGUCUUAGCAUACAAACCACCAAAUCAACUCUUGUUCUCAAUAGUCUAGUCUAAUUGAUUAAUAGUAGAAAGAACACUGUUUCCCUGUGGAUUCGAUCCUGACUUCCCUUGCUACCUAGCUAGUGGACUUAGGUUAUUUUUGAUUAGGUGAUACGACUUUAGCCUGUCAGUAGGCUUGUGGAUCCUUGUCACCCUUGUUGCUAUUGUCCUUCGUAUAUCUUUGCCCAUUUCCUUGAUUAAAUUAGGCACGUACAUCCAUUGUUACAAUAGUAGGCCAGCUGAAAAAGAUUUUGCGAGUCUGCAUUGGUAUAACAUGAUAGACAUUCUUUUGCGUGAAGAAAAUGUUUACAGAUGACUCAAACGCUUAUCUCAUCUGAUCAUGUUUCAAAAAUUGCUUAUACUUUGGUUUUGUUGUUGUUGUUGUUGUUGUUGUUGUUGUUUUUGUUGUUGUUGUUAAUUGUGUUUCUUAUAGCUCGAACAUAACGAACUCUAUCAAUCAUGUAUGAUUGAUCUCAUGUAAUUCAGUUUCAGAAAAGGUGAAUGUGGG